UCUGGGUCAAACCCACCACCCCCCUCACCCGCACUCAAAACUGGCGAUCCAAACACACACACACAGAGGGUGAGAGCCAGCCAGCCAUGGACUUCACCCCACCAUCAAACCCUAUACAACAACCCAGCCCCAUCUCGUCAAUCCCUUCUUCUGCUAAGCUUCCAAUUAAGCGCAAAACCCCUGCUUCUAAUCUAAUCCUUGCACCGCCCAAACUCGAAUCCACCACCCAUUUCGCCGAUGAUGACGAUGCCAGACACCCUCCUUUCAAAUUUCAUCGGAUUUGGACCGAGCCGGACGAGAUCCGUUUCCUCCAGGGCCUUCUCGAUUGUUCUUCUCAAGGAUUGUCGUUUCCUCGAGAUCUUGGAAUGUACUAUGCUCGAUUUUCACAUGGUAUGUCGCAGCCCUACACCAAAUCUCAGCUCUCCGAGAAGCUCCGUCGUCUCCGGAAGAAGUUUCGGGUGAUUUCGUCGCGGCUAUCUAAGGGGCUUGAUAAGGCGCUGCUUUCGCCUCAGGAUCGUGCGUUGUAUGAUCUUUCCAAGCAACUUUGGGAGCCAGACCUAGAUCGUCCGUCUUCGCCGUCUGCCGUUACCAAUUUCAAUUCUAAUCCGAACAACAAUUAUAGAUAUAACUCGAACUUGGUUGGGGUUAAGCCUAGUUACUCGCAGACGUUGCCGUCUUCUUCGAUGGCUGUAUUAGCUUUGCCAUCUGUGAUUAAGAAAACCAAUACUCGCGAUAAUGGUAACAAAGGUAACAACCAUGGUGGUGGUGGUGGUGAUGAUAGAAAAGGAGAUUUCAAUGGUGAUAUGAAGCUUAGUGAUAUGAAUGCUGAAAUGGAGCGAAAUCCCCAAGUUGUGCGAAACGAAGUGAGGGUAAAAAGCGGUAACGAAGCGAGGGUAAAGAGCGGUGGUGAUACAAGUAGUGGGGUUGUGCAUUUUGCGACCAAGACUCUGGCUGAUGUGCUUGAUCAGUCGUUAAAGGAGAUUAGAAUGAUGAUUGAUCUUCAAGGACAUUCAAAGCUGGAGAAAGAUAUGAGUUUUGAGAAGCGUUGGAGGGAUCAACAUAUUGCAGAAUUCGAUGCAUUCGCCAAACGUUUGAAGUUAAUUGUGGAACAUUCCUCAGUGGUUAGUAAAUAAAUCUUUGUAUAUCAAAAUUGGCAUAUAACUACUCUUUAUAUGUAGAAAUCUUCAGUUGGUCUUCUUAUGAUCAUUUGGGUUUAUGUUUACUUUGGUUCCCUUUUUCUACCUAGACUAUUUUUGUACUUGCAUAGUUUGCAUAAUGGUGAGAGUGUCCAUUUUCACUUCUUUUCCCUGUUUGUAGAUUCACUAAUCAAAUAUACUAUAAUUCGUUAGUUUC
This is a messenger RNA of Cynara cardunculus var. scolymus (artichoke), 1353 nucleotides long. Its product is annotated as probable transcription factor At5g28040. NCBI's taxonomy places the organism in Eukaryota, Viridiplantae, Streptophyta, Magnoliopsida, Asterales, Asteraceae. Gene Ontology annotation, cellular component: nucleus. The transcript has a single exon. The record is from RefSeq and is a predicted model, not a curated record. Gene Ontology annotation, biological process: regulation of DNA-templated transcription. Bases 87 to 1133 code for a protein of 348 amino acids.